CCGCCCCUCGCUCCCCCUCCCCCAGGGCCUGGCGAGCACCGCCCCCGCCCCCGCCCCGUCUGCGCGUCCUCUCCGGGAGGGGUUGGGGGGCGCGGCGCCCCACAUAACACUCCCCCUCCUGAGCUCGGAGCCACCCUCUCCCCUCCCUCCUGCAAACACCGCCGCCUCCCCUGCCACCGCCGCCACCUCGCCCGACGCUCCGCAGCUCGCCGCAGCCGGGGGGCGGUGCGCGGACCGUGCGCGCCGCGGGCGCCAGAUGUGCAGUCCCCGCCGCCGCCAGUGACCUAGCCGCAGCCCGAGCGGGAUCGGGCCGCCUCCCUGAUGCCGCGGGGGCGACCUUGAGCUUCCCUUGGUGGGGACCCCCGACACCCGAGCGCUGUGCCCAGUCGUGCACUCUGCAGCCCGGCUUGCCGCGCGCUUGGACAUGGAAGGGGCCACUGCGCCCGUGGCGGGGGACCGUCCGGAUCCGGGGCCGGGGGCUCUGGGCUCUCCCCGGGAGGCGGUGGCGGGGGCGACUGCAGCCCCCGCGACGGCGGCAGCCCCGGAGCCCAGGAAGCCGCACGGGGUGAAGCGGCAUCACCACAAGCACAACUUGAAGCACCGCUACGAGCUGCAGGAGACCCUGGGCAAAGGCACCUACGGCAAAGUCAAGAGGGCCACUGAGAGGUUUUCGGGCCGAGUGGUUGCUAUAAAAUCCAUUCGUAAGGACAAAAUUAAGGAUGAACAAGACAUGGUUCACAUCAGACGAGAGAUUGAGAUCAUGUCAUCUCUCAACCAUCCUCAUAUCAUCAGUAUUUAUGAAGUGUUUGAGAACAAAGAUAAGAUUGUGAUCAUCAUGGAAUAUGCAAGCAAAGGGGAGCUGUAUGAUUACAUCAGCGAGCGGCGGCGCCUCAGUGAGAGGGAGACCCGGCACUUCUUCCGGCAGAUCGUCUCCGCCGUGCACUAUUGUCAUAAGAACGGUGUGGUCCACCGGGACUUGAAGCUGGAAAAUAUACUGCUUGAUGACAACUGCAAUAUUAAGAUUGCUGACUUUGGGCUUUCCAACCUGUACCAGAAGGAUAAGUUCCUGCAAACGUUUUGCGGGAGUCCACUCUAUGCAUCUCCUGAGAUUGUCAAUGGGAGACCUUACCGAGGACCAGAGGUGGACAGCUGGGCCCUGGGCGUGUUGCUUUACACCCUCGUUUAUGGAACAAUGCCCUUCGAUGGUUUCGAUCACAAAAACCUCAUUCGUCAGAUCAGCAGCGGAGAGUACCGGGAGCCCACGCAGCCCUCAGAUGCUCGAGGACUCAUUCGGUGGAUGCUGAUGGUGAACCCUGAUCGUCGGGCCACUAUUGAGGACAUUGCCAACCACUGGUGGGUGAACUGGGGCUAUAAGAGCAGCGUAUGUGACUGCGAUGCCCUCCAUGACUCUGAGUCCCCACUCCUGGCUCGGAUCAUUGACUGGCACCACCGUUCCACAGGGCUGCAGGCUGAUGCCGAUGCCAAAAUGAAGGGCCUGGCCAAGCCUGCAACAUCUGAGGUCAUGCUAGAGCGGCAGCGGUCACUGAAGAAAUCCAAGAAAGAGAAUGACUUUGCCCAGUCUGGUCAGGAUGCAGUGCCUGAAAGCCCAUCCAAGUUGAGUUCCAAGAGGCCCAAGGGGAUCCUGAAGAAGCGAAGUAACAGCGAGCAUCGCUCUCACAGCACUGGCUUCAUCGAAGGCGUGGUUGGUCCUACCUUACCCUCUACUUUCAAGAUGGAGCAGGACUUAUGCAGGACUGGUGUGCUCCUCCCAAGCUCACCAGAGGCAGAGGUGCCCGGAAAACUCAGCCCCAAGCAGUCAGCCACGAUGCCCAAGAAAGGCAUCUUGAAAAAGACCCAGCAAAGAGAAUCGGGUUACUACUCUUCCCCAGAGCGCAGCGAGUCUUCGGAGCUGUUGGACAGCAAUGAUGUGAUGGGUAGCAGCAUCCCUUCCCCCAGCCCCCCGGACCCAGCCAGGGUGACCUCCCAUAGUCUCUCCUGCCGGAGGAAGGGCAUCUUGAAACACAGCAGCAAGUACUCAGCGGGUGCCAUGGACCCUGCCCUGGUCAGCCCUGAAAUGCCCACACUGGAAUCCCUGUCAGAGCCUGGCGUCCCUGCUGAGGGCCUCUCCCGGAGCUAUAGCCGUCCUUCCAGUGUCAUCAGCGAUGACAGCGUGCUGUCCAGUGACUCUUUCGACUUACUGGAUUUGCAGGAGAAUCGCCCUGCCCGCCAGUGCAUCCGCAGCUGCGUCUCUGCAGAAAAUUUCCUCCAGAUCCAGGACUUUGAGGGGCUCCAGAACCGGCCCCGGCCCCAGUACCUGAAGCGGUACCGGAACCGGGGGGCAGACAGCAGCUUCUCCCUCCUCACAGACAUGGAUGACGUGACUCAGGUCUACAAGCAAGCGCUGGAGAUCUGCAGCAAGCUCAACUAGCACUCCAGGGGGCCGGGGACAGGCGGGGGUACGAGGGAGGAAGGGGAGCAAGACUUGGGCUCAUAGGCUGGUUACCUCUUUGCUGGCCAUGACAACAGACUGAAAAAGGAUUGGCACUGUCUCAUUUGGCCAAGUUUGCAGCCUUGAGCCAACACCUAAAGGGGAGAAGUGGGCUCUUCUGCCGGUUCUGCCAACUGUCAGUCAGAAUUUGGGCCCUAUUUGGCAUUUGCUUUAUGGCACCUCCUAGAGGACCAGCUGUCCAGGAGAGGUGGUGUUGACCGGCUUAGUGGGUGGAGAGGAAGCACAUGGCGGGGAGGAUUUCCUUAGAAAUUAUCCAAAUGCUUCUGAGGAGGGGCAGGAGACACUUGGGCUGUCUGCUUUGGGUGAGCCCAAAGAACUUGCCCCUUAUCUCCUUGCAUUAGCAAGCUAGGUCUGACUGCGUGGAGCUGGCAAGUAGAUUUCAGCAACUUGAGCUUGAGGUUAUGAUCAAUUAAUAAUGGCUGCCAGUUGUGCUGGUGUGAGUGGCCAACAUCAUGGGGAGAGAGUGCUGUGAUUGACAAGUCAUGGCUACCAUGGACAAGGGAAGGGUAGCAGUAGCACUAAUGCUAUGUAGUUGUCAUCUUUGAUCUGGUUAAACCCUGGGAAUUGGGUUAAGGCAUUCUGUGGGAUCUGUGUUAACUCCUUCGUGUCACUGGUGAGGCAUUUGUUAAUUUGCUACUCAACUUUGAUGACAGGGCCUUGGUCAGACAGAGAAUGCUCUGAAUUCUGCUAAGGACAUAGAGUCAACCCAUGGUGAUUUAGCUCCUUGCUAUUCACCUCCUCUUUUCUGAUGUCUGCCUUGCUGUAUAGCACAACCUCUCAAGGGUGGACAGGGAAAAAGACGAUGGUGUCAGAGGUCAAAACUAUUGUAAUGAUAGGGCACAAGAUGGUCUGUGAUCUUUGCACAGAUGAAUGGAAGUUGAUGCACACCAAGGGGGGCACCUUGUCAUUUUCUUUCUCAGUAUUAACUGGAAUGCUGCCUCUUGGGUUCUCACAUGCAUGGAUGCUUUAGUCUCCAGAGGAUAACCUGAAUCAACCAUUGACUCUGUUCACCAAAGACAAGUGGUUUCCUCUUCCACUGAGUGUAGCAUCUUCAGAGGUAGAUGAGUUUGCUUCUAGGGAGUUAGUGUGUAGGUGGGCUAUUGGGAUGAGAAAAGGAAAAUCAGGUAGAAGGUGCUUCCCCCCCAAAUCUAAGUAUUCUGUCAUGUUUAAAACUUUGACAUGAACUCCUGGGCUUUGGGGGAAAAGAAAGUUCCAUUUAUUUAAAUGAAAAAGGUAUUGAAAGAGUGCAGGGGGGUUGGGAGGAAGCAUGUACGAGAGGGAACAUUUUCUUAGAUGUCACCCAGAUGGUUCUGGAGGAGGCAGAAAAGAGGUGCAGUAAGACUCUUACUUAAAGAGUAAAAAAAAACCAACUAGAUAUAUAAUUUCUAAAUACUCAGAUCACAAGAUGCCACUCCAACCAUGGGACACCUUCAGGAUACUAGGUUUGGACUGCCUGGUCUCUUUGGGAUGACUUCAGAUUCUGCUGGCCAAGAGAAAUUGAACUCAUUUCAAGAGGGCCACCUCUGGUAGCAUGUAGAUAGACAGGAGGACUGGUCUUGGGAACAUCUUUGGAAAAACCAACAAACAGUCGUUCAUAGGGAGAUGAGAAAGAAUUCACCUUACAGCACUAGGACAGUGCAUUAGAAUGGAAUUGCCCUUUCCUUAAGGAGACAGUUCAGUUUCUCGCCUUACCACCGGCUCUGGCGUUUUGACUUGUGCAUUCCUUCAGGUUGAGCUGAGCAGUGUUAUGGGAAGCUGCUCAGUUUCCUUUCAUUCAAUUCCACCUCCUUCCUGAACUCUUAAUAGAGGUUAAAAGGGAAAAAAAAAAUCUGUAGAUAGCAAAUUGUGUGUGUUUGUGGGGGUGGGGUAUGGGUGCAUGGAGGGCUACCUGCAACUCUGAGCUCCCUAAUUCCUGCCUCAUUUCAUGCAGUCUUUUCUGAACAGCCUAUGCUGCUGCCCUGCUGGCCCUUGCAUACGGCAGCUAGCCGUGUCUGUAGCUGUCAGUAUGACUUAGAUCUAGCACCUACCUGCUGGUUGAUGUGUUCUUUCCUUUUGCCAAGUGGUUGAGUCUGUUUAGUAUUUUCCAUCAUUCUAGUCUUUAAGUAAAAAUGACGCUAUUGAGGAAGGUCAGUCUACUCCUUUCUUCCUCCCCCAAACGCUUGUUCUCUUUUGUCAGGAAACUCAGCCAGAGGACUGUGGCAGAGAAAGUCCUCCACUCAGGCAGAGACUCGGAGUUAAGUCACAGGUGGCCUUAGGCAUCUGCAUUAUUUGGGGGGCUUAAGUUUUCCUUCCAGUGAGGGCUUGGAGGGAUAAAUUAGCUUGUCCCCGAGGCCCUGCUUAGCUCUGACACUCUGCAAACAUCCUCUGAUUCUAGGUGUGAUGUUGACUGCCCUUUCCAGAAAAAACUUGCAAUAGAGGGAAAAGCCGUUAAGAGCAGCUCCCUGCUUCAUCAUUAAGUCCUGUCAUCUCUGCCAGCCAAUCCAAGUCAAAGAAGUUACACUUUAUUCCCUUCUGUGGAAUUACAAGUGAGAGACACUUUUAUGACCUGGUGGACAAAGCAGGAGAUUGGCUGUCAGCUCUCCUGGUCCUUUCCUUGCUUCUGUGGGCCUUGCACCGUCUUAGUUUACACAUCUGCCAAAGGGGUAGAAUUACUCUUCUUUUUACAGGUAAAUUUCAAGGCACGAUCAGUUUUCAGGAAGUGCUUCAAGACCCCAGGUGAAAUGAAAAUGCUAAAUACCCUCUGAAUUGCUAUCCCUGUUACCAGGUGCUGCUUAUUCAGAUGAUGGGGAGCACUUUUCAGGGUGAAAUUCAGGCGGGUUUUGCCCAGGCCUGCUGUCUUGAGUACAAAUGUGAAUGAUCGACUGACUGCUUGUUGCCAAACUGGAAAUGUUCUGUAGGGAUUUACUGGCAUGGUAUCAUUCCUAGAAGAAAAAAAAAAAAGAGAGAGAAACUUGACUGCACAUUAAAAAAAAAAUCCGUGUUGUGACUUUUAUUUAAUUUCUAUUUUGUUUUGGUAAUAAAAAGUUGACUUUUUUAUUUGAAUUUGUCUUUUUUAUUUAUUGGUCUGAAAGGCAUUUCAAAGGUAUUAUAAUAAUAUAUUGGUGUAAUUUAAUUGGUGCAACAUGGUUUAUGGCUCCCGUCAAAAUUGAUUGGUUUGAGCCCAGAACAGCCUACAGGGGAGAAAAAGCUGGAUAACCACCCAAAGUGUUUGUAUUUUCAUUGGAAACUGAUUUUUGUUUCAUUUUGGUUUUUGUUUCUGUUUUUAUUUUUAAAUUAAAUAAAUUGCAAUGAACUGAA
Messenger RNA from Callithrix jacchus (white-tufted-ear marmoset), 5806 nucleotides. RefSeq names its product NUAK family kinase 1 (gene NUAK1). Gene Ontology annotation, molecular function: ATP binding; tau-protein kinase activity. The record is from RefSeq and is a predicted model, not a curated record. Gene Ontology annotation, cellular component: cytoplasm. Gene Ontology annotation, biological process: protein phosphorylation; microtubule cytoskeleton organization; intracellular signal transduction. NCBI's taxonomy places the organism in Eukaryota, Metazoa, Chordata, Mammalia, Primates, Cebidae.